Molecule: messenger RNA, 2649 nt
Organism: Caenorhabditis angaria
Lineage: Eukaryota; Metazoa; Nematoda; Chromadorea; Rhabditida; Rhabditidae
Source: the annotation of a GenBank genome assembly
AUGCGGAAGAAAAUUUUGGAUUUUUUGCUGGGAAGGAGCGACGAGGCAGAAAUAAGGGAAGAGGAGAAUUUUGAAAUUAGUGUGAGUUUUUUGUUUUUGAAAAUUUAGGCUGCGACAAUUCUAUGCCACAACCUGGUUGUUUGGCAAGGAGACGCGCCUUGAGAGACCCUAAACCAAGUAGCCGAGCCUAGAAAUUAUUUUCUAGGAUCGGCUCCUUACCAGCGUGUAUCUCUAGAUGCGGGUCCUAGACAAUUAGGUCCUCUAGACGCACCUACUUGAAAACUACGUCAUCAAAAUCCAUUUUUUCAGGAAGAAUUCAAAACGCAUAUUUACAACGAGCGUCCUUUCAAAUUCGUCGCCGUGUUCUCAUUUUUCAUCCUAGUUUUCGGAAUUGGUCUACCACUUUGGACAUAUACAACUUCAACAUAUCGUGCUAAUUUUAAAAUUCCUCCUGCUAAUCGAACUUUUUCCAUACCAAUUCAUGUUCGAUUUUUGAUUUCGGAAAAUCAGAAAUCUUUACAAAAUGAGCUGAAAUCGACGAUUUUGGAAAUAGAAACGAGUUUGGCUUUGAAAGAAUCAACAGAUCCUAUGAAUUUUGAAUUUUCCACUGAAGUUUUGAUUGUGAAAGCGGAAAAUGAAGAAGAUUUUGAGGUAAGUGUCGAAGAUUCGAUCUCAAAUCAUGGAAUAUGAUAUUUUUGCAGAAAUUUGACGAUGGUUUGAAUAUUGCUAUAAUUCCUGCUGAAAAUUGGAAAGAUUUUAGUGCCACAAAAAUCAAACUAGGCAAAAAAUACACCCAUUUUGCACAAUUUGACGGAGAUUUAUCGAAAUUCUCAUCACGAAUAAUUGAAUUGAUUUGGGAUGUUUUAAUUGAUAUUCCACAUUUGAACUCAAUUAUCAAACGAGAUCUUCGACAAAAAAUGAAACCGUGGCAAAUCGCUGCACUUCCGCUAAGUCAUCAAAAACGAUUAGUUUGGGAUUCGACGCCGAUUCAAAUGGAAUAUCAUGUACAAAUUAUACAUUUGUAUGAUAAUUUUGGAACUUCUCAAAAUAAAAAUACAAAGGAAAAUAAGUUUGAAACUGCAAAAACAUUGAGACAAUUUGCAAAACACGCUGAAAGAAUCACAAAUAUCGAAGUGACUUCGGAGAAUUUAUGGGAUUUUGAGAUAACUAAAGAGUUUUUGAUGCGAGAUGUUCAAGAAAGAUGGGUUUUGACGCAUGAAAAAAUGGAGGAAUUAAUUCGAAAAAUUGAUGCGCAGACACAAACUACGUUGAAAAAUGGAAUGGUUUUGAGAUUUGUGAUUUUGGAAAGUGAUAUUGUUAUACUUGAUUCACAAGGAGAAGAUGUUGAAGGAAUUGCGGUUGCUGCAUGGGGAGCUGUAUUAACAAGAAAUGAAAAGACUGAGAAGAAAGCGAUUGCUGCAUUAAGGUGAGCAGAUUUGAAAGGGAGGAGACGGGGAAUCGUGAAACAUGCAUCUCCACGGGCGAAAAAACAAAACAAAAAAAGCACACUUUUCUCACUGCGGACUUGGCAGAAAAAAAGGGGCGUGUCAUGUACCUUUUAGCUACGUGUAAUUACGUGAUUGGCUGGGAUGGGUGAAAUCGGUCUUUUUUUUCGAAAUGAGUGACACGUUUCACUGACGUGUCAACGGUCCGCAAUCACAAAAUGUGUUUCUUUUUUUCGCCCGUGCAUCUCGGCCAGAUUUGUGGCUCUCAAAAUUGUGCGCUAAAUUUUUUUUCAAAAUUCUUUUAAAAUUUUUUGGACAGUCGUAGUCCAAAUAUGUUUUUACGACUUGAAAUCAAUUCUUAAAUUGUUGUUUCCAGAAUCCACCUUGGCCUCGAUGCCGAAUUAUCAUCCUCCUGGUCUCGUCCACCAAUUCCACUUUGUAAAUGGGAAAUCGAAAGAGCUCGCCUUCGAGUUUCAAUCGAUAAUGCAAUGAGAACAUCAAGUUCAAUUCGAGCAUUAUAUGAAAUGACACAAAAAAUCACAAAUAUUGUUAUAAAUGAAGAAGUUGCUAGAAAAGCAACAAAAGCUGUUGAAUUAUUGGAAAAUGGAUUGAAAAAUGGAACUAUUGAUUAUGAUAAGGUAACGAAUUUGGGGUUUUUGUCCUGUUAAUGCUGAAAUUUGAUUUCAAUGAUCAAAGGAAAAUAAUUUCCCAAUAAAAUAUUAUCGUAUUUUUAUCGGAAAAACUAUAAAGAUAAAACUACAGACUGCACGAUGGGCAAAAAAAUUUGAAUUUGGACAUUUUGGCGCCAGGAAAAAUCACAUGUAGACUACACGUGAUUUUUUACACCAAAGUGGAAAAUAUCAAAAAAAAAAUCUGAAACAUCGAUUUUUGAAAUACAAAAUUUUUUUUCAUUUUUUUUACAAAAAAAUUUUUUUCCAUUGAUUUUCAUAGGAUUUUCAUAGGAUUUUGAUAAUAAAGAUAAUAAGAACGAUUUGUCUAGAGGUCAUUCCUCAAUUUCCAGCUCCUUCUGGCUCGUAAAUUAUCCGAUGAUGCAAAUUCGAAUCAUUCAUUGUUAGCUCUUUUAUAUUUUCCAAUGGAUCAACGAACUGCUGUUUUAAUUCCAAUUGCAAUUCCAAUCCUCUUUCCAAUUGCAAAGAUUGUACUUGUCAUUUUCAAAAAAUGUAUUCUACGUGAUUUUGUUUGA